AUGCACGCUGCUGCCUCCAAGUGCCGAGGCAACCUCAGGGUGGCGAACAGGCCGACCACCUGCCCCGGGGUCCGCGGCAGGACGACGAGGACCAUCGUCCCCAAUGCUGCGACUGCUGCGAACGGCGGCGCUGCGUCCUCGGACGCGGGCGAGGCGGACGUGGGCGUGGUUGGCGUGGGGUUGCAAGUUGCGCGCGUGUCGCUCAUCUGCUUCCUGCUGACGGUCCUGCCCUGUCAGCUGGUGGACGGGCAGGUCGGCGUCGGGGCGCUGUCGAGCUUCGUUUUGUAUUUCAACCACUUCGCGCGCGGGUGUGUCAGGAGGACGGUGUCGCCCGCGAACCGACGCGGGGUCCUGUCCAACCUGGGCCUCACGAUAGUAGUGCUCAUAGCUGCGGCCGCGCACCUGGCUGCUUGUUUCGAGGGGUACCCGCAGCCGUACUCGGUGGAGCGCGCGGGCGUGGUGGUGCAGGCGGGCAAGUGGGUGUUGACGGUGAUGGGCUUCACGCUCAUGGCCGCGGGGUGCAUCGUGCAGUGGGCGAGCGUCGAGCUGCUCGGACGCGCGUUCUACGGCGACGCACCGCCGACGGCGCUCGUGACGGACGGGCCGUACCUGCUGGUGCGGCACCCGGCGGCGCUGGCCACCGUCACGCUGCUGGUGGGCUUCUGCCUGUCCCGGGGAGGGUACGUGACGGCGGGCGCGCUCGGGCUCGUCACGCUCCUGUACUACCGCUUCUUCGCGGGGCGGGAGGAGCGGGCCCUCGCGGAGGCCUUCCCCGGGAAGUACGACGCAUACAAGAAGGACACUCCGCGGGGGUUGUGA
Pedinophyceae sp. YPF-701 is the source of this 819-nucleotide messenger RNA. Lineage: Eukaryota; Viridiplantae; Chlorophyta; Pedinophyceae. The record is from the annotation of a GenBank genome assembly.